GCAGUAUUAAGAUCAAGAGGAAAGAAGCGCCGUUGGCAAGACAGAACUCAUAUUAUCAGCUGAUCAUCACAAAACGUUACCCGCUCAGUGCAGUGCGAGGCGAUGAAGAGGUGGUAGUGUGCCGCUCCGUGACGCACUGGGUGAAAGAGGAGACGGUAACAGACUGUAGGAAUUCACUGGAAGUUAGAGAGGAAGACACAAGAAUCAGUGCCUGGGGUUAGCCACAGGAGACAUGGCACUAUUCCCUGCCUACUCCAAUGAAGACAGUGCAUCCCAACCUGCUGGUGCAUCCUUCUCCUGGCUGUGCAAUGCAAGCUGUCCCCCUGAGGUUGGCCAGCCGCCUCCCAUACAAAGUGUUGCAGCAGAAGAGGGGCUGGCAAUCCCAGAACCUGAAGAAGUGACAGGCAACCUUGCAGAUGCUGUGCCAAGCUCCUUGCAGCACAGGAAGAAGAAAAAGGAUAAAAAGAAAAACAAGAAAAAGAAAAAAAAGAAGAAAAGGAAGAAUGAAUCAAGUGAAGAUUAUUCAUCAUCCAGUGAGGAUGAGAGGAGGUCACAAAAAUCAAGGUCAAACAGUGCAGGAUCAAGGUCAUCCUCCAAGGACAAGAGAGGUAGGACAGCAUCAAGGUCACCAGCAAGGCAGAGGGUGAAGAGGAGGUCAGAAGCAAGAUCAUUGUCGAUAGAAAGAAGAGUGAGGUCACCAAGCAAGAAAAGGAAAAGGAAAUCAAGGUCUAGAUCCGAGUCAAGAGAGAAGAGGCAGUCAGGAUCAAGGGAAAGGUCAAGGUCAGAAUCUAGGUCAAGGAGGAGGUCCCAGUCAAGGUCAAGGAGGAGAUCGAAGUCAAGGUCAAGAAGGAAGUCUCAGUCAAGGUCAAGAAGGAGGUCUCAGUCAAGGUCAAGAAGGAGGUCUCAGUCAAGGUCAAGAAGGAGUUCAAGGUCAAGGUCAAGAAAGAGGUCCUGCUCAGGGUCAAGGAGGAGAUCUAAAUCAAGAAAGAGUUUCCAGUUAAAGUCAAGGCAGAGUUCAAGAUCCAGGUCAAGAAGGAGGUCCUAUUCAAGGUCGAGGUCAAGAAGGAGGUCAAGGUCAAGAAAGAGAUCGCGGUCAAGGUCCAGAUCAACAAGGCGGAGAUCUAAGUCAGGAUCAAGAUCAAGGCAGAAGAGGUCAAGGUCGAGGGGGAGUAUGUCAGGGAGUAAGGUGACGGCCUCGAGGAGCACCCAGCACACACGCGUCAGUGCUGAGAAGAUCUUGUCUAGCAACAAAAGUGUCUUCCUGGAGGACGUGCAAGGGAUCUUGAAGCCAGAGGAGGCGUUCUUCAUUAGUACUGAGGGGGACAGCAACAACAGGACUCUUGCCACCACCCACUACACACAGCUAGCCAGGUACAGGACAAGCACCAAGGGAGAAUUAGGACAUUCACAACAUCACAACUCCAACCAGAAAAAAAAGCCCUUAAGGUAUUUUAAGAAGACUGCUUUGAGAACUCUGUACUCUGACCCCACACCAGUGAAGAGGCUUCUGUCAACCACAGACACUCUACAUGAGAACUACAUGCCCCUUUCUCUCACCUAUGCAGAGGAAGCCAAAGUCAAGAGUGCACCAGCAUCAGCAGUCAACUCUCUGGGGAUAUAUGACAGCAAGACAGAGGAGUACAUAUCUGGCACAGGAGGACUCACCCUUGAGGACAAUAUAGAGACACACCAAGAUGCGGAGUAUGAGAUGUGGCAGAGUAAUGCUAAGAGGUACAAUGAACGGCUGGGUAAAGAGCCACACAAUAUUGCCCUUUGGCUGGAAUUUGUGAGGUUUCAAGACAACUCCUACAAGGUACUCUACCGGGGAGAUGAUGGGAACAACAAAGAUGGUGAGGGGAAGAAACAUAAGCUGACACAAAAGGCUCUGGCUGAGAGAAAGGUUUCCAUACUUGACACAGCCAUAAAGAAGAAUAUGAGGAACCUUGAGCUAUGCUUUGAACGCCUGGAGAUUGGCAAGGACCUGUGGGAUGACAAAAAACUCAAGCAGGAGUGGGAUACCCUUGUUUUCAGUUUCCCAAACAAGAUCAGUGUGUGGCACAAAUACCUGGCAUAUGUACAGACUCACUUCACCUCCUUCAGCCUUGCGUCAGCUGUCCGAACGUUUGGCAAGUGCACGGAGAAGCUGCAGCAGAUGAGGGACGGGGUGUUUCUGACCCAUGCGGCGCCUCAGGACAUUGGCAGGUGUCUGGUGGACGUGUCGAUACAAGUGGCUCACGUGUGGCGCCAGGGUGGCUACAUGGAGAGGUCAAUAGCACUGUUCCAGGCACUGGUGGAGCUCAAUCUCUUCUGCCCCAAGCAUUCCCGUGCCAAGGAUGUCACCUUGGAGGCCAAGCUGGCACUCUUGGAACCUUUCUGGGACUCAAGAGCUGCAAGGUUUGGUGAAGAGAAUGCUGUGGGUUGGGCUCAAGUUAUGCAGAGAAGGGAACCUGUUCAAUUUCCAGAAGUAAUAUUAGAGGGGACAGUUGAUGAGGAUGAUGACCUUAUAGCCCGGGGUGGCACCACCUCCACAUUGUGGCUGGCCCUGGAGACCUCCCGUGAGAUGAGACACUGGCUUCCCUGGGAGCAGGACCCUGAGGACUGUGAGGACCCUGACAGGAUGGUUCCACUGGAUGAACUUUCACCGCAUCUCUUCACUCUCAUCUCAGAUGAGGAGAAAUUUUACCUUGUCCUUCAGUUCCUAAGAUUCCUUGGGGUUCCUGAUAUUGAAGACUCCAGUUGUCAGGGGUUGCCAAGUCCCAAGAAUCCCAAGAGCCUCAGCACCAAGACUGGGGAAGUGUUCAGACCCCUGGUGAUUGAAACACUCAGUGAUGCUAAUUUGUUUGGGAAUCACUUCCACAAGAAACAAAAUGAUGCAGAUAAGAAUUUUUUGAGUUUUGAGUCUGUUGGCCCCUCUGUCACCAUGCCUGUGUGUGAUGCAUAUUACCAGUUCCUAUGUAGGGCAGUCCAACAAGCAGCCAGUGUGUUUGAGCUCCAGCACAGAAGGUACUUAACUCUCCUGCACAUUAAAUUGCUGGGCACUCACUACCAAGCCAAGGUGCUGACUGGGAAUGAAGGCAAGUUGAAGAGUCUGGGGAAGGAAAUCAAGAAGCAAAUAAAAAGCAUUUUGAAGUCAGACGAGUUCAGAACAUGUUUGCCUGUGUACCAGGAGUAUGGGAAGGUGGAAGAGACAAUGGGUCAUGUGGUAGAGGCUGAGAAUGUUUAUGUUACUGCCUUGACAGUUGGUACAGCCUCUGGCAAAGCACUAGAAUCAAACAAUGAAGACUUCAGUGCAGUAAUGGAUCUCUAUCUUUCUUACAUUCAUCUCGAAAUGGAUCAAGAAGUCAACAUCCGCAGUGGAUGUCACAGUAACAACAUCCUGCAGUCAGUUUGUUCACUAGUCAUUGAAGGAAAGUUUGUAACACCAGAUGGGUCACUGCCACUUGGUGGAAAUCUUUUGAAAGCCAAGAAAAAAUUACUUCAACUGCAAGAUCAUCACAGCCUCUCAGUAAUUGAUAUGAGCAAUAGUGACACUCAGAAAGAAAACGAAAAGAUUCUUGCCAUCAAAGCAGUGACUUUCCUUGCCCUCAUACAGCUUCUCACCAUCGGCUUCCGUCCAGCGUGUCUUGUGUUUGAAUCCACCAUAGAGAAAGUCAGUGAGGCGGCGUCUCUAAAAUUGGAGGACACACCUCUACCCUCAGAGGGCAAGACUAAUACCAGAAGCACAAAAAAAGAUCAUAGUAAAACUAUUAAAGCAAAGAUCUUAGAGUGCUUGUAUGAAGAUUAUUUGUGGAUCAUUGAGGCUUCAGGACACCUGGGGCACCUGGUGAAGGAUGGCAGGAUGUCACCAGUGUGCCUGAGGUCUGUUCUCACUGCUGCCCUCAAGGCUGCACCAGAGAACCCAAGAUUUCUACUCCUCCUUGCUCAAAACCAGAGUUGGCGUAACCUGAUAGGUGGACUUGAGACACUGUCCUCAGAGAGGUGCUCCAUCAUCACCCUGGUGUCCCAGCUGCUGCCUCACAUCCACAAGACCAUCACCCUCAUCACUCACACCAGCGAUGGAUUGCUGAGCUGUGGUCACAGGCUGGAGAGCAUGCUGGAGCAGGCUGUGAGUAGGCCCCCUGGAAGCCACUGCCCCCUGCUAUGGAGGCUGUACCUGGCCUUGGUUGCUGCCACUCGACCCAAAGGACUCAAGAACCUCACAUACAGGGCCCUGGUGCACUGCCCAGGAGUCAAGAGUGUGUACCUGGACUGUGUGCGACUGCUGCCCGGCAUGCUGAGAGAGGUGGUGAAACUCAUGACAGAGAAAGGAAUGAGAGUGAGGCUUCCACUUGAGGAGCUGGAGGUCCUAACUGAGAAGGAACUGGAGUUUGAGGAUGAAGAUGACAGUGAAAGCUCCGACAGUGAAGAGGAGGGGGAGAGUGUGCCUUAAUGGUAGGUUGGUUUAGUAGUGCAGUGAAGAUUAUUAUUGUCGUCUUCAUCAUCAUCAUCACCAUCACCACCAUCAUCAUCACACCAUCAUCACCACCACCACCACCACCGCCGCCGCCGCCGCUGCUGCCACCACCAUCACCACCACCACCACCACCAUUGUGUGGUUGUGAAUAUUGAGUGGGUGGAGGUGCAGGAAAGAAAUGGUAGUAGUCGGUUAAUAAAGGUUCAUAUGAAGAAAGGAGAAUUAUAUUUUCUAAAUAAGUUUAUUUAUAUUUCACACAAAUGUCACUUUCUUAAUCAUUUUGGCCACUGAGACAUGUUCACUCAUCUGUUAGGGAGAGGCUUAGCCACACACUGGCUGCUGAGUCUCCCACACCAACUUGAGUGCUGCAUAAACACAUCCUGUAGAUAUCACAUUUAUGAGGUAUAGGUAAAGAAUAUGCAUCUAUGUACAUCUGUAUAUCAUGCUGCCAUCUCCUAUAAGGUGGGCAUAGCCAAGACAUGACACCAUGCGUUGUCUCAGCAGUAAGAUUACAGAGGAGGGACCUCCAGGCCCUUCACUGUGUCUGUAUUAUGACUCGCAAGGAAUAUUGUGGCAGUAUUCUUCCUACCUGACUGUGUCCCUCUACCUUAGGGGGUUGUGUAAAAUAUAUUGAGCAUAAAUAUACAUCUAAGUUGUAUGUAAAA
Molecule: messenger RNA, 5118 nt
Organism: Scylla paramamosain (green mud crab)
Lineage: Eukaryota; Metazoa; Arthropoda; Malacostraca; Decapoda; Portunidae
Product: nuclear exosome regulator NRDE2-like
Exons: 11
Coding region: 233-4429 (1398 amino acids)
Biological process (GO): regulatory ncRNA-mediated heterochromatin formation; negative regulation of RNA catabolic process
Cellular component (GO): catalytic step 2 spliceosome
Source: RefSeq, a predicted model, not a curated record